AUGAAGCUGACUGAACACAAGGAUGCUAUUGCAGAACUGCUGGAUUUGGCUGAGAGAAGAAGGGAUUUGGAAUUGAGAGUGCUGAGAGAGGAGGCCAAAAAGGGAGUGGAUGAAAUGAGAACAGUGUUAGCAAGGGAGAGGGAGGAGAGGAGGAGGGAGGUGAGGGAGUUGGAUUGGCCACGUGUCAUGGAGGAAUUGGCAGUUUGCAAGAACUGGGUGAAUGUUGAGCUGGAAAUCAUCCAGAGUAAAGGCCCUCAGAAGACUGCAUGGGAGCGAAUCAAGGAAGCAUCUCGAGCAACCCAUCUCAAUCUGGUGGGUGUCCGCGGCUUCUCAGACGACAUCCGCGCUCAUGUGUCCACCAUGACCCACCUGACGAGCAUUGGUUUGUACAAUAGCGCAGGCUUCAGUGCAGAGGGCAUCAAGCACCUCUACAGGCUGCCACAGCUGGAGCUGCUUAGCCUAGGCGGCACAGACGUCUCAAACAGUACCUUGGAAGUCAUUUGUUCCUUGACCAGUCUCAAGCACCUCGAUCUCCUGGGCACCAAGGUGACCGAUGCUGGUCUGCCGCACUUGACAGGUCUCCCUUCUCUCAAUAAUCGGGGGCUUUCUUGCUGCGAGGGUGUGACGGAUGCAGGUCUGGUGCAUGUGGGGAGGCUGACUGGGCUUGAGAGCCUUAGCACAUGGCAGCACACCCGCAGGCACAUGGCAGCACACAUGCCAUGCGUGCAGGUGGCUUCUCAUCUGAUUGCAGGCAGGGCGAAGUGCCGACGCACAGAGUUGGCACUGCUCUCCCCCAAGUGCAAUGUCAACAUCAGCUAUCUUCCACUCCCACCUCCUCGCUCAUCAGUAUGCCUCUACCUCCUUCAUACUCUCCCCCUCACUUCCCUCCCCUUUCCACACCAACAGCACCAACAGCGUCUGAGGGGUGGAGGAGAGGAGGCGGCGGGGGCGGCUGGGACGGCUGGGGCUGGGCGCUGGUAUGUGCGGUGGACAGAGGAGGGCAAUGUGCUGACUUUUGAGUCGACUCAAAAGUCCGCUGGUAUGUGCGGUGGACAGAGGAGGGCAAUGUGCUGA
This is a messenger RNA of Closterium sp. Yama58-4, 1074 nucleotides long. The record is from the annotation of a GenBank genome assembly. NCBI's taxonomy places the organism in Eukaryota, Viridiplantae, Streptophyta, Zygnematophyceae, Desmidiales, Closteriaceae.